Laccaria bicolor S238N-H82 is the source of this 1047-nucleotide messenger RNA. RefSeq lists its product as uncharacterized. Lineage: Eukaryota; Fungi; Basidiomycota; Agaricomycetes; Agaricales; Hydnangiaceae. The transcript has 2 exons. The coding region runs from base 1 to 1047 and encodes 348 amino acids. The record is from RefSeq and is a predicted model, not a curated record.
AUGAACGUUGAGCCCCUUUCUUCCUCCGCUGUCGCCACCGUCCUAAACUACAUAUGUCCUCUCAAUGCAUCUCUUCCUCCCCAUAUCCUGUCAAAGCCCCUGCUGCAACGCCACCAUUUUUUGCAUCUGACUCCGGACAAUCCUCUUCAUUAUCUCGCAUGGCCUCCUCACGACGACGACCUUCUAGACCACCUCGACAUCUCAGAACAAGCUUCUUCUUUUUCUGUUCGCUACUCAGCUGACAAUCAAUAUAUCAUUGCCCACGCUCGUGUUACUCCUCAAUCAUCCCAUCAUCCCGGCAUCCGUCUAGUAUUUCUAUGGGAUCCGGAACAGUCAUCUUGGCAGUACCACAAUCUGGCACCCAUGCCCUUUCCAAAGGAUUCACAUUCUGCUCUUUCUGAUGCCAUUGCCAUACACCAGUCUUCUUGCGAUUUUCUUCCCGAUUCCCUGAAUGUGGUCGUGGAUGGCGACGACAACGAUAAUUCGUACUGGAACUCCUAUUCUCAGAAGGGUGACGACUCGCCCCCGGCUUUGGAUACGAAGCCUGGCCAUCACCUAAACUCGGAAGAUGCUUACUGGGCUCAAUAUGCAACAGUCCAAGGUUCAGGAGACUCUACUUUCCCUUCUCCCCUCCCCAAUAAGCAAACAUUCUCUCAAGGGGACGGCGGCACCAAUCGACGUGUCAUCGUUGCCUGUAACGAGCUUCAACAGAACGCGGCUGAACUUUAUAACCCCCUCAAUCCUCCGUCUCCUAAUUCCCUUUCCCGUCGAUUGACCCUGGUCUCAUCAAGACCUGAUCCCCCCCAAUUGCUCGACGACUCCCCACCAUCCGACUCAGACACCCCCUCUCCUCACGCGCCCUCCACUGAAGUCGAAAUCACGCCCAACCCACAAACCGUUACUGCUGAAUUGCAAGAAGCCCUGCGCGACAGUAUCAAGGGUAUCUACGGUCUGUGGUUCGCAGGACAACAGGGAAAGAACACGGAUGAGGCUCGAGGCCUGUUUUUGACUCUCGUUCGGCAAGCCUUGGAUGAAUCUGCGAUUUGA